Tetrahymena thermophila SB210 is the source of this 1587-nucleotide messenger RNA. RefSeq names its product transmembrane protein, putative. The record is from RefSeq and is a predicted model, not a curated record. The transcript has a single exon. Lineage: Eukaryota; Ciliophora; Oligohymenophorea; Hymenostomatida; Tetrahymenidae.
AUGAAUAAUCUCAACUAGAAAUAAAUGAUAGAAUAUUUUGUUUAACUUAAUUUAAGUCUUGGCCUUGAUUUAAUUAAGACUUAACAUAGCUUAGAGAUUUUUUAGAAAUUAGAACCCAUUUAGAUUUUUACUAAGCAUAAUUUUUUUCAAGGAUUGUUAAGAUUAAAAGAGUCAUAAAUGCAUCAUUACAGGUAAAUUAAGAACAAAGUUAUUAAGUAACACUCUGAUCUAAUUUAGAUAAUUUCAUCACUAAAUUCUCAUCAAAUUUCCAAAUACCUUAAGAAUUUACUUAAUUCAAUAAAUCUUCUAGUUUUGGCAAAGACACUUAACCAUUUUCUGAAAGCUUUUGAAUUGAAGCAUGCUAUUAUUUUAUUUCAUUAAUUUAUUUUCUGCAUAAUUAGUCAACUUAAACUAAUUCUUUUUAUUUUUAAUCUUUAAUAACAUUUGAAGGACUUAAGGCUCUUUAACGAGAGGACAUAGAAAAAUUAUUAUUUAAAUUUUUAUUAUCUUAAUGAGAUUCUGGUUAUAUUUGCUCUUUUUCUUAAAAACUUAAACAGUCUCCAUCAAUAACACAUUCUGGUUAUAUUUGCUCUUCUUAAAAACUUGAAUUCUCUUCCUCAAAUUCACAUUCAUCAUCAUCACUAUCUUGACAAUCAGCUUCAAAUAAUUAUUAUUUUUAUAUUUAUUAUUAAUCAUAAUCGUUUUUAUGGUGCUAAUGAGAUUAAAUUUUAGAUUCAUUUUAUUGCUAUUAUUGCUGUUAUACUGAGUUUUAAUUAUAAUAUGGAACUGAAGAUUUCUAAAUCAUAUUUGAUUUACCAAAUGAAGGAGGAGGAAUACUUGAAGAAAUAGCACUAUAAUUAGGUUUAUUAGGAGGAUUACUAAAAGUAUUAGCAUUACAGCUAGCUAGAGCAGGAGGAGGAGGAGGAGGAAUAUUAAAAGUAUUAGCACUACAGCUAGCUAGAGCAGGAGGAGGAGGAGGAAUACUACAGCCAAAUGGAGGAAGAUAAGAAGAGCUAGGUGCAGGAGGAGCGUUAAAAUUCAUUAUAGGAUCACAAUAAUUUUAUUAUUGGUAUCCCAUUUAAUUAUAAUUAGGUAUUUAUUAUGGGAGAGCUUAUUAUUACUAAAUGGCAAAGCUAAUUGGAUUAGAACAGUAUUAAAAGUUAGGUUAUUAUAAACUCAUGCCAAAUAAAGAUCCUAUAGGAGGAGGAGGUAUACUACUUUCUUAAUUAUAAAUCUAUUAUGUAUUUUCAUAUUUUUUACUGUGGUUAAGAUUUUGAUACAUUAUUUUUUAUUCGUCAUUUAACGUUUCGAUUACACAUAUCAAAGCAGUUUUUUUAGUUAGAAGCUAAAAGUCAAUUGCCUGCUAAAUUAACUAGCUAUUUGAGUUUUCAUCGAUUUUUUCAUUCAAAUGGAAUUAUUUACCUAUCUUAAAAACAGUCUAUUGAAGUUGUGGAUUGCAAGUAAAGCUGUCUUACAUUUCCAAUUUUAUUUCCUUCUACACCUUUUGUUUUUUAUGCGAGUCAUAGUAUUCUAUCUAUAUCUUUUUUUAUUAUUCUGUCAAAUUUUGUAACUCAACAAGAGGUUUGA